This is a messenger RNA of Henningerozyma blattae CBS 6284, 753 nucleotides long. It is a transcript of the gene IML3, whose product is annotated as Iml3p. The record is from RefSeq and is a predicted model, not a curated record. NCBI's taxonomy places the organism in Eukaryota, Fungi, Ascomycota, Saccharomycetes, Saccharomycetales, Saccharomycetaceae. The transcript has a single exon. Bases 1 to 753 code for a protein of 250 amino acids.
AUGUUAAGUAAAUGGUCAUUCUUUGCAUCGAAUAGAUUGAUUGAAAUAACUAAUGAAACUGAUAUACCGAAUAUUGAAAAAUUAUUUAAUUUAAAACAUUCGAUUAAAUUAUUGCCAUCAAAUUCGAGUGAUAUUGUAAAUUACGAAUUAUAUCAAUAUGUCUCCACAUCACCAGAUUCUAGUGUAUCUGAUUUUAAAUUUUUCAUAUUAAAUCAAACUCAAUCAAAUAUAGAAGUCCCCACAUUGAUUGGAAUUUUUUCAACUGAUUUGAAAAGUUCUUCUAUACAUAUCGAAUCUCUGUUAAAUUGGUUUAGAUUAUUAGAAAACAAUUCCAAUUCACCAGUGAUUUGGCCAGUUAUGUUGAGUGAUAAUCAAUUAAUGAUUGAUAUUGCGGAUUCCAUUGUUAAAAACAAAUAUUGGGCAACAACAAAAUUUUUGUUUGAUAUUCAAGAUAUUGCUACAACUAAUAAUAAUCUUAGAACGAUUAGUAUUGAAAUAGAUAAUCAAAGUUGUUCAAGACUUUAUAGAAAUCAGAUUGUAAAAGGCAAAAAUGACAACGUAAGUGCAUAUCGAGAUGCUAUCAUUCCAUACAUUUACGAAAAUUCAGGUAUUUUAUUUGAUGCAUUACCUAUCCAUAUGAUAAAUCUUGUAAAUGUGGCAAGAAUUGCCAAGGAUGGACUCUAUCAAGUUCAAGACAAGACACCUUCAAUAGAAACAUUAAUACUUUUAUUAAGUCAUUCACAAAUACCAUAG